AUGUUUACCAUCUAUCGCCUCAUCCUGGCAUUUUUAACAAGAGUAAACCUCUCAUCCACUGCAUUGUAUGUCGGGCUGUUAUAUGAUGAUGCUAUGCAGUUCGCCCUCGGCCCCGUGAUUGCGGACCCUGCGCAUUUCGGCGACCACCACUUCAACCCAUACAAAAUGCCCGCACACAUUUCGCCGGAGCAGGCGAUAUCCACAGUCGCCGAACCUACUCCCCACCCUAGGACUUUCAAACCUCAAGGCGGAGGGAAAACACUUAUUGUUCUUGGCGAUCAAGUACUAACCAAAAGCGAUCACGAUUUUUCCAGAGCCUAUCAACUACUGGCAGCUUUGGCCGCAAACGAAAAAUACGAAGUCUGGUUGAACACUGAAAAAGGUCUAGACACCCUGGAGAGCUACAAAGACAUUCCUAGGCUCAACAUAGCGGCAGAGCAUGGGACAGUACUGCUUAUAUCGCAAUAUAGUGAUGAAAAGAUGGAAAUAAAAUCUGUACACGAAUUGGCAGAAAAGCUUAAAAAAGCAAUGAAUACUGUAUUACGCCGCCAUCAGAAAGAUUUUGAGCCAGUGGUUGAAGACAUACGCAAAACUUUAACUGAAGAAUUAGCUGGCUUCGUCCUCAGACUAGAAGAUAAGAGUGGGGAAGUGAGGCAUGGAGCGACCGACAAAGGAAAUCUGGUUGCGCACCUGCUGGCUACUGGAUGGCACAAUAGGGGAAUCGCAAUAGGUGGCCGUGAAUCUGAUGAAGGCAUGUUCAAAGCAAUGAAUCAUGCGAAUGGACCCGAGGGUGAUUCAUUCCACGCUGUGAUUGUCGGUCAAUUGGAUGCAAGGAAAACCUUUGCGAAAUACAAAUUGCAAAGUGUCGAUGAGGUUCACCAGCUUCUCACCCGUCUCGCCCUAUCGAAGCCAUAA
Molecule: messenger RNA, 915 nt
Organism: Puccinia triticina
Lineage: Eukaryota; Fungi; Basidiomycota; Pucciniomycetes; Pucciniales; Pucciniaceae
Exons: 3
Coding region: 1-915 (304 amino acids)
Source: RefSeq, a predicted model, not a curated record